UGAAGGUUACGUGUACCUAAAGUCCCAACAUAAUAUACCAAGUACGUCAUAUUUGGUCUACGGAAAAAGUACGUUUCAUAAAUUUGAAUAUAAAACUAGCGUUGUCCUUGUCGGUCUUGUUGGCCGGCGCCACUACUGCUUUCAACGUGUACUGGUGAAUACGUCACUGUAUAGCGUUUCGUCCUUUCGGCAGGUUCGACAAGGUUCCUUUUCGCUCCAACGAAUCUUUGUACAACACGGGGUUAUGAUGUGCUCGAACCGGCCUACUGCUAAAGCCGCUUCCGGUGACGCAACGAUGACACAAAGUACCUACCUACUGUACGUUACUAACAUCACAAGAAAUGCACAUGCCAUUUUUACAAUGGAAAACAAUCGUACUACUAAGCUACCCUUAAAUUUGUCGGUGCAAACGGCCAUUAAACACUGACCGUUUAUUAUUGAAUGCGACUAAUAAAUUGUUCCGACUUGAAUGCAACCGCUCCGUCAUUUGUCCGAGUCGUUGCUGCGCAAACGCGGCCUUUUCGGGGAAAUUGACGUAAUAAACAAGUCCGUGAACCUCCAUUUUGUGUGUAGUUGUUACGUGUUGUGCUUAAAAUACAUUUGGUGCUUAUUUUCUACAUUAAAAGUGCAACGGACAUUAAAUAGUUGCCGUUACGAACGUUAAAAGGCGAUGCAACGAUGCACCCGUACCGUUUGACGCUUUAAAAACAUUUAGGAAGCCCCACCGAUGGCCGGAAUAAGCGAAAUACGCGAGGAGUACACGUCGAGCCUGCAAGAUUUGACGUUCAACAGCAAGCCGCUGAUCAGCGUACUUACGAUACUGGCGGAAGAGAACGUCCCGCACGCCAAAGAAAUCGUCGAGGCAAUCGAAUCGCAUCUCUCAAGGGUGCGCGUCGAGGUCAAACUACCUGUUCUGUACCUUAUUGACUGUAUUAUCAAGAACGUUGAUGGACCGUACACUGCACUUUUUUGCCAGAAUAUUGUGUCGACGUUUUGCAAUGUUUUCAAGCAGGUGGACGAACAGACGCGAGCCGAGAUGUUCAGGCUGCGACAGACGUGGAACGAUGUCAUACCGCCAAAAAAGCUGUACGCUUUAGAUGUACAAAUUGCCCAAUUGGAUCCGGCCUGGCCCGUAACAGCGCCGCCUCCGAGUAUUCACUUUAAUCCCAAGUUCUUAAAGACGACCACCACCACGGCCUCCGGAACGCUAACCGCGCCGAUUAGUUCUAAGUUAAACAAAAACUCCAUGACGAAUACGUCGUCGCUCGACACGAAAACCCUAAGUAUGCAACAGAAACUGAUCAAUAAGCAGAAGGAGUUACUCGAAUUGCAGCAGCGUAAGUUGCAGUUGGAGCUGUUACAAACGCAAGUAAAAUUACAAGAACAACAACUUAUUCAAAAUACUAGCACUGUGAAAACUACGCCGCAAGUUAACGGUCCUCAUACACAGAAUUUGCUUCUCAAACCCGAAGUUGCUAAACAAAUGUCCUCUUCAAAAAACAAAACAAAAACCUCGCCGCCCCAAUCGAACGCAAAGAGCUCGUCGGGUGGUUCGAAAAUUUCGCCCGCUAAUAGCAAUCCGGCGAACGCGCGGCCGAUAAGGGACCCUCGGCUAUUGCGCCAGCAGCAGCAACAGCAGCAAGCGCAGCAAGCAUUGUCCAAUGUUAAUGCUAAUGUUCAUUUAGAGUCUAAGUCAAAAUUUGGAUCACAACACACACUUGAUUCAGAGAAUAAAUUUGUUAACAGUAAAACGAGUGUUCGAAAUGAUCACGUCGAACAUCGUCUAGUAAAUAAUAAAGGUAACAUUGAUUCUCAUGGCAAGUCUAAGACUUCGCCUCAUUCCUCUCCCCUUAAACACACCCAGAAAAUUGGCAGUUCAUUACGUAAAAAUAGUAAGUUUUCACGUGAUUCCAAAACACCAAACAUCUCAGAUACAUCAUCAGAUAAAAUUACAAUCGCCGAUCCAUCUAGUAAAGCAGGUAGAGGUCAACCAUCUAAACCACGCACAUUUGGUAGAUCAUUUUUAAAAAUAAAAAAGAAAAGUGCGGAGAAAGAUUCUCCUGAUAAGGUUGCAGGUACUGUCUCUCCAUCGAAUACGACUGGCUCAUUUCGCAACGAUAAAGAUAGUAGUGCUUUAAAUCGUGCAGAUAAAAAAAGUGAUAAACAAUUACCUAAAAGUUGUAAAAGUGAUAAAGAAAAGUUCAAAAGUGACGGUUCUUUUAAGGACCCCAAGGGUUCAGUUAAGAAUCGUAACUAUAUGAGACGCAACCGUAACGCUUCGGCUAGCCCGGAACCCACACAAGAUCUGGACCUGCGCAUUCGAGCACCGCCGGAAAAGCAACCCCGAUUGCAAGGUGAAAACAACAUUGACGAUAAAACCGGAAAUGACAGCCCGAAACAACCAGUUGAUGUAGACUUGCGUCAGUUGCCUUCCGUGAUAAGCAAAAAGCGACCCUCGACCGAAAACCAAGAGACUUCCAACGCGAAAAAGAGCCGAACCGAAAUGUUCGAUGUUUUGUUUGGUAGCGAAGAUACGGACUUAAGACAGCUGCCGCCCGUAUUAUCACCCCCCAUGCCGUCGGAGCGCCCACCGACACCCCCCGCGCCGAUUAUAUCGGAUAAACUGGAACAGAUCGUCGACGAGUCGAGAAAGGACGACAAGGGCGAAAGUAACGCGCCGAAAAACUCCAAUCUCGACGCGUUACGCGCGAAAUUGGCGAACGCGGUUAAUCAGACCAAAUUGAAGGAAUCGGAGAGUUUGCCCAAGGAAAAAUUGCAGGACGCGAAAAAGGGGCGCGCCAAGAGUUUCGGUUCGGACAAAAUGGAUAAGAUUAUAAUAUCGUCGGCCGACGAGGAGUCGAUUAAAGCGGGAAAUAUGACGAAGGCGCAAAAAAAUGCGUUGAUGCAUAAAAUUCUGGCGCAAAUUGAAACGCAUAAGUUGAGAGAGGCCCAAAGGAAGGAAUGCGAAAGUGUUAGCAACCCGUCCCUGCAGCCGAUUAGCGAUGAGGAGCCCAAUUUUAGCGGUAGCGAAUCGGAUGAGGAGGUAAAGAAGCGAAUAGGCAAGAGUGAUAGAGACGACCGCACGUCUCCCAUUCCCUCUCAAGUUAGCCAAUUGGAAGGUACAUAUCCUCCGUACUCGCGGCAAGCCGACCAACGCGAUCCGAGGCGAACAAGAGCUUGGAGAGGCAGACAUAGGAAAGUUUGGGAUUAUCCGCCUACGGUGCCGCGUCCGACUGUGCGACCAAGCUACCGCGACAACUGGGUGCGCCCAAUGAACGACGCCUGGCGUCCACAACCGUUGUACUCCAAUAAUUUCGGCGAGCACGUCAGCCCGUUCUCGAGGGAGCACGGGACGCAAUCUCCCAAUUCGAACAGCCAAGAAUUGCCAACUUUAGAAUACGCCCAUCCCGAUAGCUACAAAUUUAUAACAAUAGACAAUGAACCUAGGGAAAUACGUUACUACGACGAAACGGCUAUCGUAUUUAUGAAUUCCUCAGAUCCUAGAGAGAUCUCCUUUCAUAAUGGUACUAGAAGAAUUUUCUUCGACGGCGAGCCCUUCUUGCUUAAGCUAAAUUCUCCCUACGAAGAAAUCUCGCUUAAAGGAAACGUUCAUAGGGUGAGACUGGGAGCGCCAUCUCGCGAGAUUUUCAUCGACGGCAAAGGAUACGAAUGCUACUUCGACAAAAAUGAAAAAGUCAUCGAUUUGGACGGCAAUAAAAUCUUCGUCAAACUGGAGGCGCCGCCGCCCCAGGUAAAAAUCGGGCAGGAAAAACGGCUGGACUUAGUCGCCGGGAAAGUACAAUUGGUUGUGGAUGCUAGAAAUAUGUACACGAUAUUUCUCGACGCCAAACUGCAAACUUUUGUAUUGGAGAAUGUUACGCACACUCUGAAAUUCGUCGACUCUCUGCGGGCCGCUUUGAUUAACGACGUACGCUUUGAAAUCGAAUACGGCGGUCUUCCUAAACCGAUCAUGUUGCACGAUAAAAAACACUUUAUCCGAUUUUCCGUGUUGCCGGAAGGAAUUAAACCUGGGAAUGUCAACAUUAAAGACAUGGAGGUGACUCAGCCUGUGGAGAACGAGGCGCUAAGUGAGUCGGUAUCGACGUUACCUUACGAAAACACCAGUCAGGACUCGUUGCCGGAGAAGCCGAAGGAAUUCGAUGGGACGUCGCCGGAACAUAACUCCAACUCCCCGCAUAACUUUCACCACCCUAACUUUAACAAUCUCGAUAUGCUGUCCAGCGUAAUUGCCUCGUCAAUGUUACCGAGCUCGGCAGAAAGCGGGUACCAAGUUGAAGACACAAACUCGCAAGACGUUCAAAGCACAAUCACGAUUCCAAGGGACACUCCCCAAGUGAAAAACCCGCCCUCUUUAAAUAUCAACGACCUAUUCCAAAGACUUGUCGCGACCGGUAUAGUCACGACAGCGGCGACCGCACCCCCACAGCCCGUAGAAGAACCUCCGCCCCCGUCCCCUCCCAAACCCUCGCGUUCUACCGCCCACCACGUUUCGAAACACUUCAAGCCGCCCACGUUUAGUAAACCCGAAACUUUGAAAACUCGGAGGCCUCCCUUGAUCCACAUGCUGUACACCGGAAUGCAGUGCAGCAGUUGCGGCAUGCGCUUUCCGGCCGAUCAGACCAUGUACUACAGUCAGCAUCUCGAUUGGCACUUCCGUCAGAAUCGAAGGGGCAAAAAGAAUAUACGGAAGGCGGCGAGUCGCCGGUGGCACUACACAAUGUUGGAUUGGCGAAAUUACGAGGAAAUCGAAGAUUUGGAAGAGAGGGAGAAAAAUUACUUCGAAAAUCAACAAAACCCGGAUGGCACUAACGACGACGCGGACGAAGAGAUCGAGAUUCCUUGCGUUCCGGCAGAUCCAAAUGUGCCGAACGCGGCGUGCGAGGUCUGCCGAGAUAAGUUCGAGCAAUUUUACAACGAGGAGAAGGACGAGUGGCAAUUACGGAUGGCGAUUCGAGUGGAGGAUAAGACCUAUCAUCCCCUUUGCUACGAAGAUUACCAGGCGUCGUUGGUUGAUCCGUCACUGGAGGAAUCCAAACUGAAUGUUGAGGAACAGGAUGUCGAUCCUAGCAUUCCCGGUUUAGGGGCGGAGCAGUCCGCUAAUGAAACUUACGAUGAUGUCAUGGAGGUUAUUGACAACAUCGAUGAGGAGGAGGCGCCACCACCUGUUGUUGAAGAACCGAAGGUGCCCAAUAUCAGUAUUGACGAUGACGAAGAGGAGGUGGACGACGAUGUCAUUUUAAAUGAGGUUGCCCCCGAAAGAAUUGUCGUGGAUGACGACGAUAAGGACGACUAUGUUAGUGGUGGCGGACUAAUUCCCGGAGUGGUGGUCAAAGUGGAACCUGUCGAUGACGGUUUCGUCGAUGUGGAAGGUGGCCUAGUCAGAACUAAGGAAGUGAAACUUAAGGCUGAAGAUGCUGUUCCUGCCACUGAUGAUGUGGAAACUGUUGCGCCUGCAGUACAAAUAGCACCAGACUCUGUUGAUACAACACAUACAGAGGUUGUGAGUACAAUUGAUGGGAAUGUAGAGUUUGAGUCGGGUGUUAAUCCGUCGACCGGUAUUAGUGGUAAAAUUAAGAUAAACAUAACGAAACCUAUUCCAGCGAUAGUCGCGAAGGAAACAAAGGAGACGGUAGAGGAACAAUUACAGACUGCGGAUUGUAUCGAUCCCAGUCAACCUCUACCGCCCGGCGAGGAACCCGUCCAACUCAACAUCAAACCUGCACUGCAAGGGUUGGAAUUAAAAAGACAACCCACGGUGAAAAAAGGUUCAGAGUUGACGGGUUUGUGUUCUAUAAUGUGAUUUGCUUAAAGACUUGUAAAUAAAUGGAGUGUACAAAUGUGAAUAAAACUAAAUGAAUAUAUUGUAAAUAAGCAUUCCACAAAACCUGUGGUCAUAAGGAACUAUUUUUUCAACACCAAUUUGUGUAUGUUGUUUAUUUUGUUGAAUAUGAAAUUAAUGUAAUUUAAUUUACAAAUAAAAUCGUUGUUGUUACAUUA
Messenger RNA from Photinus pyralis (common eastern firefly), 6018 nucleotides. RefSeq lists its product as uncharacterized. Gene Ontology annotation, molecular function: mRNA binding; RNA polymerase II complex binding. Lineage: Eukaryota; Metazoa; Arthropoda; Insecta; Coleoptera; Lampyridae. Gene Ontology annotation, biological process: termination of RNA polymerase II transcription. The coding region runs from base 728 to 5821 and encodes 1697 amino acids. The record is from RefSeq and is a predicted model, not a curated record. Gene Ontology annotation, cellular component: cytoplasm; mRNA cleavage factor complex. The transcript is spliced from 14 exons.